Molecule: messenger RNA, 702 nt
Organism: Hirsutella rhossiliensis
Lineage: Eukaryota; Fungi; Ascomycota; Sordariomycetes; Hypocreales; Ophiocordycipitaceae
Product: RNase H domain-containing protein
Exons: 3
Coding region: 1-702 (233 amino acids)
Molecular function (GO): RNA-DNA hybrid ribonuclease activity; nucleic acid binding
Source: RefSeq, a predicted model, not a curated record
AUGCGCGGUAACGGCCGUCUUGGGCUUGCUGAGGUCUUUGAUGCCGAGGCGAGAGGCUCCCUAGAGGGUCUGCGUGCUGCGUUGAGCCUCCCGGCUGCAGACCAGAUUGUCGUAUGCCUCGAUAACCUCGCGGUCGCGACGUGUCUUCAAGGCAUGCCGUCAGAUUCCUCCCAGAAGGAGUUCCUGGAAUUCCAGGCCUUGGCCGCAGAACAUGGUGCCACUGAGAUCCGCUGGAUCCCCGGCCACACCAACAUCCCAGGUAACGAGCAGGCAGACGCCUUAGCAAAGGCAGGAACCUCUCAACCCGAGCCUGCAGACGCUCUCCCGACGCUGGCAUAUCUGCGCAAGGUCGCUAGGCAGCGACCAAAAGACGCAUUCAAAGCCUGGUGGGAAGUUUCUGCACCCCAACAGUACAGGGUCCUCGACCUCGAUGCCACGACUGGCUGCCCGCCAGAACUUACCAUUCCACGACCUCUGCUCCACCAUCUGCUCGCAGCAAGAACCCACCACGGGGACUUCGCUGAUUACCACGAAAGAACAAAGCAUCUCUUCUAUUGCCGGAAGAUCGCGCCGCGACAUCGGAUGAGGUUGGCACCCUCACCGAGCGCGGCGGUCAACCGAGCAAUAGGCAGAGACUUCGACCAGUUCGUCAAGGUGGCGAAGGCAAGCUCGUUCUUUGGAACGAUCUGCCCUCGCCACUAG